Molecule: messenger RNA, 1807 nt
Organism: Raphanus sativus (radish)
Lineage: Eukaryota; Viridiplantae; Streptophyta; Magnoliopsida; Brassicales; Brassicaceae
Product: zinc finger protein CONSTANS-LIKE 9
Molecular function (GO): zinc ion binding; protein binding
Source: RefSeq, a predicted model, not a curated record
CUACAUGUCCCUUACAUACACACCCACCCAUUCUCUAUCCAUUAAUUUUCUUUCUUUGCGUUUUUUCUUUUGUUUCCAGAGAGAAAGAGAGAAGAGAGAAGAGAGAAGCAGAGAACGUUGUGGGAUAAUCAGCUCUGUUUCCAAGGAUCUGUGUGUGUUUGUCUCUAAAUUUUAUUGGUUGAACUUGAGAAGAUAGUUCAGAAGAUCUUGUUAUUAUAAUUCACAGAAGUUGGAUUUGGUCGUAGUGAGUGAUUAAAGAUGGGUUACAUGUGUGACUUUUGCGGUGAACAAAGAUCAAUGGUGUACUGUCGGUCCGAUGCAGCGUGUCUCUGCCUCUCCUGUGACAGGAGUAUUCAUUCAGCUAAUGCAUUGUCCAAAAGACAUUCUAGGACGCUUGUCUGUGAGAGAUGCAAUGCGCAGCCUGCUACAGUCAGGUGUGUUGAAGAAAGGGUUUCACUCUGUCAAAACUGUGACUGGUCUGGCCACAACAACAACAACAAUUCUUCGACAAAUCAUCAUAAGAGACAAACCAUAAGCUGCUAUUCUGGUUGCCCUUCAAGCUCGGAGCUUGCCUCUAUCUGGUCUUUCUGUUCAGAUUUAGCUGGACAAUCUGUUUGUGAACAAGAAAUGGGUAUGAUGAAUAUAGACGAUGAUGGUCAGACCAACCAAAACUGCAAUGAGGAUAAGAAAGAUGUCGUCGUUGGCUCCUCUUCAAAGCCUGAAACAAGUUUCGCAGCACAUGCAAACUCAUCAUUUGUUAAGGAUGUUGGAGUGUGUGAAGACGACUUUUAUGAUAACUUGGGUAUGGAUGAAGUUGACUUGGCACUUGAGAACUAUGAAGAGCUCUUUGGGACAGCGUUUAACACCUCAGGACAGCUCUUUGGACAAUGUGGAAUCGAUAGUCUUUUCCAGAAACAUAAUCAAGCAGCUCCUGAGGGAGGGAACUCAGUGCAGCCAGCUGAGAGCAAUGACUCAUUCAUGAGUUCUAAAACAGAGCCAAUAAUUUUCUCUGGAGUCACUGGAGAUUGUAGCGCUGGAGAUUUCCAAGAAUGUGGUGCAUCAACUUCCAUGCAGCUCUUGGGGGAUCCACCAUGGUAUCCUCAAACAUCAUCACAUGAUAAUAAUGGUUGCUCAUAUUCGGUGACUCGUAAUAACGCGGUUAUGCGUUACAAGGAAAAGAAGAAGGCUCGCAAGUUUGAUAAGACAGUGAGGUAUGCUUCUCGCAAAGCAAGAGCUGAUGUGAGACGGCGUGUAAAGGGGAGAUUUAUCAAAGCUGGUGAAGCUUAUGACUAUGACCCACUCACUCCAACCAGAAGCUAUUGAGUUGGAUUCUCUAUGAAAGGUAAACCACUAGGAGAAAGGUUUUUGACUUAUGGAAAGAGUUCUCAAGUCAGAAACUGUGAAAAACAAGACUACUCUCUGGUUUGAUAAGACACUAAACUGAUGGGUUUGUUGUAAGCAAAAGCAACCACUCAUUAUUGGGAUUCAGUCAAUGUUUUCGCCUCAGAAGCUUCAUUCUAGUUCAGAGGGAUCACUCUCUGAUGCUUCAGGUGUUACACGGAUCAGAGGUCCAUGAGUUUUGUUCUUGGCAGGGAGAUUUAGGGUAAAUAAAUAAACAAAUAUGAUUGUAUAUGCCUAUCUAUUCCAUUUGUAUUUAUGCACAUAAAUGCUUUUCUGUUUUGCACUCUACCUUGUAAAUUAAAGACUGUAUCCAUUACACAGUCAUUGAACAGUUUGCCUGAGGUCUCCUCCUCUGCUGUAACUGAUUGGUUCCAGCUCAACAUGUGAUAUUGGUUUUGUUGUGCAA